AUGGAGCGCACACAGCAGUCCGAGGUGUUUGCUGCCAGCCGAAUUCCUGGCAGGAAUCAAGAUGAGAUAAAGGUGGUGAACCUAGUGGUUUUUAAGGACAGCACUGCUGGGCUAGUGUUUGAGCAUAGUGCCGUGGAUGGGAUGGUGGCUGGACUUGUGACAGAACAACAUAAGAGCCUCAUCAAAAACAGCAAAAGUGGUCAAGGAGUCGGUCCUCAUCUAGCUGCUUUGCGUCGACUUUUGCCAUCUGAUAAUCCACUGAAAAGGUUCCUGGACCCCUUUGGAUGUCCAUCUGUGUACCUGACAGGAACAGACAUGAUGGAGGGUGUGGAGUGUGGAGUAGGAAAUGUUUAUGCCAAAGAUCAGCUUGCUGUGACCUACCUUGGAAAAAGAGACAAGGUUCGCAUUGUGCUAAAUGGGAAAGGGAGAUUUGCUUUGACACUUGAGAAACUUAAAGAAAGCCUGAGGAAAAACCUCAAGUUAGUGAUGCUUUUAGCGGUUAGAUAUGCCAUUGCAAACCAAAUGGGUGCCCUGGAAUGUGUGCUCCAACAGGCACAAACAGACAAAAUGCAUGAAGAGAGGAAUCACUGCGCUGUGAGGCUGGACAAUGGGAAAUGCAUCGCUGAUUCCCCUUCUUGCACAAACUCUGACUACACUCUGGUGAUCCAUGGUGGUGCAGGAGAAGAGAUGAUGUUAAACACUGAAGUGAUUGGGGUAAUUGAGUUUGCUCUACAGACAGCUUUAACCCUUGGAUCCCAAGUGCUGGCACAAGGUGGAAGAAGUCUUGACGGAGUCCAGAGGUCAGUGGAAGCUCUAGAGGACUGCUUCCUGUUCAAUGCAGGUAAAGGCUCAGUAUUCAACAAAGAUGGAAAAAAUGAAAUGGAAGCAACCAUCAUAGAUGGCAAUGCAAUGAGUUCAGGUUCUGUUGCUUGUGUGAAAAGUGUGAAGAACCCAAUAAAAGCAGCCAGGUGUGUCUUGGAGAAAAGCUCACAUUCACUCAUUGUGGGGGACGGAGCUGAAGAGUUUCUGCAUGGUUUGGAGGGCAACGAUAAACCUGUUGAGCCUGAAUAUUUCUACACUGAUAUACGUCAAAAGGAGUUAGCUGCAAAGCUCAGUGGUGGGAAUAACUCAAAAAACAAUCACCCUCAGACAGUUGGAGCUGUGGCGUUAGAUCGCUGGCAUGGGUUGGCUGCUGCAUCUUCCACAGGUGGGGUAGUAGGAAAACUGAAAGGGCGAGUUGGGGAUACAGCAGUGGUGGGGGCAGGAAUCUAUGCUGAUGACAAAGUGGCUAUUACGUGCUCCGGAGAUGGAGAUGCAUUUUUGAGACACACAAUAGCACAGAAAAUAGCCAGCCUCUACAAUCACAAGGGGUACAGUAUUAGGGAAGCGUGUAGAGAAGUGAUGACCAAAAGUCUGAAUGGGAUUUGUGGAGGAAUAAUUGCUGUUGAUAAGAAAGGUGAUGCCACCAUUGAAACAAAUGCUGGCGUGAUGUUUGUGGCAUCAAUGGUGAACGGCAUUUCAAGGGUAGAGGUCCUGAGGCCCAUGAUGAGCUUCUCUGAUGUAAUCUGGGAAACAGAUGAGCUGGUUGCUUUCCUAAAUCCAAACCCCUGGAUCCCUGGGUCAACCAUUCUGACAAGAAAAACUCUUAGUGGGGCAAGGAGCAUCUUCGACUUGGCUAUACCUGAUUUUGUGUCAAUGUUACAAGGGGCAAGAGUUGUUUCAAGCUUGCUAUGUGAGCGAUUGGGAGUGCAGCGAUGUGCAAUGGUUUUCAAUCCAACACCUGACAAGCCAGCACAGAUAAGACUGCUGCCUCUCCAUGGCCUUGAGCCGAAGUGGCAACCCCAUCUUGCUUGUGAAGAGGAAUUCCAUCAUUUUGAUCCAGGCUACUGCACCUCAAAAAGUGGCCCCAGCUGGGAUGAUGAAACACUGGCCCAGGUGCAAGCCAAGAUUAGAAGUGGAUUGCCAACACCAAAUUCACCCUCCUGCUUUGACUUUUUUGGAGAUGCUUCCAAUGACAAUGUUUUCAGUCGUAUUGUACGUGGAGAGCAGCAACAGUGGAGAGUGUGGGAAGACAAUGAACAUGUUGCCUUCCUGACACCGUACCCAAACACUCCUGGACUAACAGUUGUGGUUCCUCGUAGGCAACUGUCCAGUGACAUCUUUAAACUGGAGGAAGCAGACUACAAAGCCCUAAUCUUAGCCAUCUACAAAGUUGCCCGACUAGUGGAGGAGGGAAUGGGUGCUCGAGGUGUUGCACUAAUCUUUGAAGGCUUUGAGAUUGACUAUGCUCAUGCCAAGCUGAUCCCUCUGGUACCUUCACCAGAUGGCACCAAGUCUGCUGAGCUGCAACCUGAAUACUUCCAAAAAUAUCCUGGAUAUGUGUCAUCACUGGAUGGCCCAGCAGCUGAUCCUGAAACCCUCCUAAAGAGCCACACAAAAAUUACCCAAUGCAGGCCUCCUCAUUCAUGGAAAGACCCUCAGUCUCACUCCACACUUGCCAUCAAGAGCCAUUGGUAUCGUAACAUGUUCAAAAUUCAAAACACUCUUUUCCACAGCACAGUUGAAUAUUUCCACACUACAUGCCAGUACUCCUAUGCUCUUACCCCCCUCACCACAGACACCAUCUCCUCCCCCAUGGGCCUUGGGUCUGACUCUGAACCAGUUUCUGUUAACCUGCUUGGCCAGGACAUCUACCUUGCUGACUCAAUGCAGUUUGUACUUGAAUACUUCCUUCGCUUUCAGGAGAACCUGCCAGGGACAUACUACAUAUCUCCCAGCUUCAGGGGAGAAGACCCUGAUGCCACACACUUAAACCAAUUCUACCAUGUGGAGUGUGAACUGCUGGGUGACAUGGACAAUGCCAUCUCCAUAGCAGAGGGAUUCCUGGCUCAUCUCACCAAGUCUAUGUUGAAGAAGCACUCUGAUAUAAUCCUUGACACUGCUGGGACCCUUACACAUGUCAAAGCCAUGCUAAGUAAGUUGGAUGGGAAAACUGUGCUACCAAGGGUAUCUCUAAACCAGGCCAUUCCCAUGAUGCCAUCUGCAGACUGCUUGGAAUGGGUUCAAGAUGGCCAACCCCAGUUUGGAAGAAAGCUAACACGCAAAGGAGAACGGGUCUUGAUUGAGAAGUUUGGUGGUGCUGUGUGGCUGACUGAGAUGGACCAUCUAGGGGUUCCCUUCUACCAGGCAUAUGUGGAGGGAACUGGACGGAGCAAAGCCAAAGCUGCGGAUCUUCUUUUGGGGCUGGGUGAGACUGUAGGCCUUGGUGAACGUCAUUCCACCUCUGAGAUGGUACAGGAUGCCCUCAGGCACCAUGGAGUGCUAGAGCAGUCCUACAAAUGGUACAUUAACAUGCGUCAAGUGAAACCACUCCUCACCAGUGGAUGGGGUAUGGGGACGGAACGUUACUUGUGUUGGCUGCUUCAGCAUGAUGAUAUCAGAGAUAUUCCAAUCAUUCCUAGGAUGAAAGGAAUGAAGUACAUGCCUUGAUCUUGGAUUCCCUUAUUAUUAUCAGGAAAAUAGAUUAACUGGUAACAAUUAAGCAAAAGCAGAAUAUUCAAUAUAGAUUUUAACCAAGAAAAUGCCUCAAUCAUCCAUACUUAGGCUUCUUAAAAACUUAACCAAUUAUUUCUCAUUUUGUGUCCAUGGAUAGACCCAAACUUCUCGGUAACUACAAUGUUAAAUGUAAAAAGAUCUUUACUCUGAUGUGUUAAAGAAUAAAGUAAUACAAUUGAAUAAAUAAAUAAC
This is a messenger RNA of Labrus bergylta (ballan wrasse), 3747 nucleotides long. Lineage: Eukaryota; Metazoa; Chordata; Actinopteri; Labriformes; Labridae. The record is from RefSeq and is a predicted model, not a curated record.